AUGGGAAUUUCGAAAGAACGUGGCGGAGUCCACUCAAUCGUCGUCGCCCUCAUCGCGGCGAAAGCCGAAGUGAUCUACGAUAACCGUCUAACCUCUGCUGACGUCAUCGCCGAACACAUGACAGAAGAAUUGGGAUACAAAGCGACACUUCUAGAUUCAUCCGGUGCAAACUCGAAUUAUAAUAAGAUUCAGUUAAUUAUCGGCAACCUAUCCACAGAAAACGACGCGACACGCAUCGAGUCUCACGUAUUAUCGAAGACAGGUGUCGACUCGUGUAAUGUGUCGAUUGCCACGUCGAUGGCUCUCGUCGAGUUCUCACCGCAAGUCAUCGGUCCACGUGAUAUCAUAAAUGUCAUUGAGUCACUCGGAUUCACUGCCGAUUUGGCGACGAGAGAUGACCAAAUGAGACGGUUGGAUCAUUCGGAGGACGUGGAGAAAUGGCGAAACACAUUCCUGAUAUCACUUGUCUGCGGAGUGCCCGUAAUGAUAAUCAUGAUAAUAUUCCAUUGGAUUCUCCAUACUCCAAUGCAUCCGGAGAAACAGACACCCAUCUUCACACCCGCUCUCUCUCUGGAUAAUUUCUUACUCCUGAUUUUGUGCACACCUGUUCAGAUAUUCGGUGGUCGAUACUUCUACGCAGCGUCGUGGAAAGCUAUAAAACACGGAAAUGCGAAUAUGGAUGUGCUGAUUGUUCUCGCCACAACCAUCGCCUAUUCCUAUUCAAUCGUCGUGUUAUUGCUGGCAAUCAUCUUCAAAUGGCCCUCCUCUCCAAUGACAUUCUUCGAUGUACCGCCCAUGUUGAUUGUAUUCAUUGCACUUGGGAGAAUGUUGGAGCAUAAAGCGAAGGGAAAAACGUCGGAAGCACUGUCUAAACUGAUGUCAUUACAAGCCAAGGAGGCGACACUUGUAACGAUGGACACGGAGGGACGGAUCACUUCUGAGAAGGGGAUUAAUAUCGAAUUGGUGCAGAGGAAUGAUCUGAUUAAAGUGGUCCCAGGUGCCAAAGUCCCAGUCGAUGGAGUCGUUAUUGAUGGGAAGAGUUCGGCUGAUGAGAGCUUUAUUACGGGCGAAUCGAUGCCUGUUGUGAAGAAACCAGGAAGUACAGUAAUCGGUGGAUCUGUCAACCAGAAAGGAGUGUUGAUCAUCAAAGCAACACACGUCGGAAACGAGUCGACACUCUCCCAAAUCGUUCGUCUCGUCGAAGAGGCGCAGACAAAUCGUGCUCCAAUCCAACAGCUCGCCGAUAAAAUAGCCGGUUAUUUCGUUCCGUGCGUCAUUGGAUUGUCCCUUGUGACACUUGGAGUAUGGAUUGCAAUCGAGUAUAAUUUGGAGAGAAAUGCGCAUUUGCCGCCCGGUCUCCGAUUCGAAGAAGCACUAAAAAUCGCGUUCGAAGCCGCCAUUACAGUACUCGCCAUCGCAUGUCCGUGCAGUCUGGGUCUCGCCACGCCGACAGCUGUGAUGGUUGGAACGGGCGUCGGAGCAGCCAACGGAAUUUUGAUCAAAGGAGGAGAACCACUGGAAAGUGUGCAUAAAGUGACAACAAUCGUGUUCGAUAAGACUGGAACUAUCACUGAAGGUCGUCCACGUGUAGUACAAAUCGCCUCGUUUGUGAAUCCGACGACGAUGUCGUUAAAGUUGAUCACUUUCUUGUCGGGUGCGACGGAGGCGUUGUCAGAGCAUCCGAUUGGAAAUGCGAUUGCGGCGUUUGCUAAACAGCUCCUCAACGAGCCCACGUGGCCAAACACGUCUCGAUUCCACGUCUCCGCAGGACACGGAGUAACAUGUCGAAUCGAUUCGAUCCGUCAAUCAUUCUCAUCUCUUGCUCUCUCCGGAACAUCUUCUCUCGAAAUUCCACGUAUUCCUGAUGGAAAAACAAUGACGAUUCCAGGAACGGAAGUGACAUUACUUCAGGUUUCUAGUCGUGAUGUUAGCCAACCGAACCCAGACACCGCAAAUAUCGUAAUCGGAACCGAGAGAAUGAUGGAGAGACACGGAAUUCCAGUAUCAGAAGUCGUCAAAAUGACACUUUCAGAAGAGCAGAGAAAGGGACAUAUUUCAGUGAUUUGUGCUAUUAAUGCCGAAGUGGUCGCCGUCAUUUCGAUCGCGGAUCAAGUGAAAAAAGAGGCGUCUCUUGCCAUUUACACUCUCCGUGAGAUGGGUCUCCGAGUGGUUCUUUUGACUGGUGACAACUCGAAAACUGCCGAAUCGACAGCGAAACAAGUGGGCAUUGAUGAGGUCUAUGCGGAGGUUCUUCCCAACCAAAAGCAGCAAAAAAUAAAACAACUCAAGGGAUACGGUAACAAAGUGGCAAUGGUCGGUGACGGAGUCAACGAUUCGCCAGCUCUCGCCGAAGCAGACGUCGGAAUUGCCAUCGCCGCUGGAAGUGACGUGGCAAUCGAAUCGGCUGGAAUCGUUCUCGUUCGAAAUGAUUUAGUUGAUGUCGUCGGAGCGAUCAAGUUAUCGAAAAUGACAACGAGACGGAUUCGACUGAAUUUCUUGUUCGCUAUCAUCUAUAAUGCUAUCGGAAUUCCAAUUGCAGCAGGAGUGUUCCGCCCAUUCGGUUUCAUGCUUCAACCAUGGAUGGCCGCCGCCGCGAUGGCUCUCUCCAGUGUCUCUGUCGUCUCCUCCUCACUUCUUCUCAAGAAUUUCCGAAAACCAACACUCGCCAAUUUGUAUACGACAAACUUCAAACGACAUCAAAAGUAUCUGGAAUCCGGAUCGUUCCAAGUUCAAGUCCAUCGUGGACUCGACGAUUCUGGAGUCUUCCGUGGAAAUGCUCCGUCGAAAUUGUCGGUUUGGAGUUCGAAAGUCGGCUCUUUGCUGGGCUCGACGACGAGUAUUGUGAGCUCUGGCAGCUCGAAAAAGCAGCGAUUGCUCGAUAAUGCUGGAUCGGAUUUCGAGGAUCUCAUUGUUUAG
Molecule: messenger RNA, 2916 nt
Organism: Caenorhabditis remanei
Lineage: Eukaryota; Metazoa; Nematoda; Chromadorea; Rhabditida; Rhabditidae
Exons: 12
Coding region: 1-2916 (971 amino acids)
Biological process (GO): monoatomic cation transport
Cellular component (GO): membrane
Molecular function (GO): metal ion binding; ATP hydrolysis activity; ATPase-coupled monoatomic cation transmembrane transporter activity
Source: RefSeq, a predicted model, not a curated record